CGUCUGUUCGGAGUCUCUGCUGUCACCCCAUAAGCUCGUGUUAUCCCCCACUGCAGUGAGCCACGCCCCGGCCCCUCCUGACAGCUCAUACAAGAGACAUGGCCGACCCAAAGUACGCCGACCUGCCGGGCAUCGCUAGGAAUGAGCCCGAUGUGUAUGAGACCAGUGACUUGCCCGAGGAUGAUCAGGCAGAAUUUGACGCGGAGGAACUGACCAGCACUAGUGUGGAGCAUAUUAUUGUUAACCCCAAUGCGGCUUACGACAAGUUUAAGGACAAGAAAGUUAAUACCAGGGGUUUGGAUUUCUCUGAUCGAAUCAGCAAGUCCAAGAGAACCGGUUAUGAGUCAGGCGAAUAUGAAAUACUUGGUGAAGGAAUUGGAUUAAAGGAAACCCCACAACAGAAAUAUCAACGACUGCUGCAUGAAGUCCAAGAGCUGACACAAGAGAUAGAGAAGAUACAGAGCACAGUUAAAGAGUCGACCACUGAAGAGAAGCUCACCCCUGUGGCUUUAGCCAAGCAAGUGGCCGGUUUAAAGCAGCAGUUGGUGUCUACCCACUUGGAGAAGUUGUUGGGCCCCGAUGCUGCCAUCAAUCUUUCAGAUCCUGAUGGGGCCCUUGCACAGCGUCUGUUGACUCAGCUGGAUGUUGCCAAGACCAGAAAAGGUCCAGAAGGGAAAACUCCGGCAAAGGUUCCUGCCCCAGAAACGGGCAAUGUGGUGACAUACGAGUUACACUGCCGUCCUGAGCAAACCAAAUUUUCCCAGACCGCAAAGGUUGCAGAGCUGGAGAAGCGGCUGGGAGAGCUUGAAGCAGCAGUGCGCUGUGAUCAGGACACACAGAAUCCCCUUACUGUUGGUCUACAAGGAUCUGGUCUGAUGGAAACUGUUGAAAUUCUACAGGCUAAAGUUAACAUGUUGGAUGUUGCAUCUCUGGACCAAGUUGAGGCCAGACUGCAGAGUGUCCUGGGGAAGAUGAAUGAAAUAGCAAAGCACAAGGCAGCUAUUGAGGACGCAGACACGGAAAGCAAGGUGCACAAGCUAUACGACGUGGUUCAGAAGUGGGAUUCAAUGUCUAAUACAUUACCGCAAGUAGUCCAGAGACUGGUGGCGUUAAAACAGCUGCACGAGCAAGCCAUGCAGUUUGGGCAGCUUCUCACCCACCUGGACACCACGCAGCAGAUGAUAGCAAAUUCUUUGAAGGAUAACACAAGUGUCCUGGCCAUGGUCCAGAAAACCAUGAAGGACAACCUGGCAACCGUGGAGGACAACUUUGCCAGCGUUGAUUCAAGAAUCAAGAAACUAAGCAAAUGAGCCACAGUUUAUCGAUUCAAGGCUCGGUCCCCGAAAUACCAGGGAAAUACCUGUUCCCCACACCUUGUAGGGAUUUAUCAGUGUACACAUAUAGUCUUGUUAGUCUCAACACCUUGCCAUCCCUCUGCUCUACCCCCCCCUUACCCCCGAGUAUGCUGAGAAUGCUUCUCCUGUACCUACCCAAGCCGACACUGCACCCGCUAUAAAAGGUGCCCUUAUCCAGUUCAAGUACCAGCUACUAAUAGUAUCUUACAAGGUGUUCCAUAUGCAUGUUGGUACCUGCAGUCUGGAAAGAGGAGAGUCCGGGGAUCCAAGGCAAACUUUAAACUUCCCUUUAUUUAUAUAUGGAUGUUCUAACUAGGUGACCGAACGUCUUUGGUGCGUAAUUUAAUCCACAUAUAACUGGCACCAUUACAUGUCCGUGUCACUGUUUUGAGGAACAAAUGUUCUACACUAGAAACCCUCUCUGAAAAAAGUAUGUUGAAGGUUUAUAGCCCUUUACUGCUUCUUAAAUAAAAAGGAUCUUUCCAAAUCA
Molecule: messenger RNA, 1845 nt
Organism: Spea bombifrons (plains spadefoot toad)
Lineage: Eukaryota; Metazoa; Chordata; Amphibia; Anura; Pelobatidae
Gene: DCTN2
Product: dynactin subunit 2
Exons: 14
Coding region: 99-1310 (403 amino acids)
Biological process (GO): mitotic spindle organization
Cellular component (GO): dynactin complex; centrosome; cytoplasm
Source: RefSeq, a predicted model, not a curated record